Molecule: messenger RNA, 364 nt
Organism: Arctia plantaginis
Lineage: Eukaryota; Metazoa; Arthropoda; Insecta; Lepidoptera; Erebidae
Source: the annotation of a GenBank genome assembly
AUGUGGGUGUUCGGUUAUGGGUCUUUAAUAUGGAAAGUAGAUUUUAAGUAUGAAUGUAAGCUCGUAGGCUAUAUCAAAGGUUAUCAUAGAAGAUUCUAUCAACACAGUAUUGAUCACCGUGGAAUACCGGCGAAGCCAGGUCGUGUAGUGACACUCAUCCAAAGUAGUGAUGCUGACAGCAGAGUAUGGGGUGUAGCAUACAAAAUAAAGACAGAAGACAUCAACGAAGUUACUAAGCAUCUAGACUUCAGGGAAAAGAAUGGGUAUUCAAAGAAAACUGUUACAUUCCACCCGCAAGAUGUAAAUCACAAGCCUUUUGAAUUGACUCUGUAUGUUGCUACUGAGGAGAAUGAAUCUUUUGCUG